Molecule: messenger RNA, 1062 nt
Organism: Arachis ipaensis
Lineage: Eukaryota; Viridiplantae; Streptophyta; Magnoliopsida; Fabales; Fabaceae
Source: RefSeq, a predicted model, not a curated record
AUGUCAUCACAUUUGUUAUGCCUUUUCUUUUUUCUCUUCACUUCAAACACUGUUGCCUCUGCCUUAGGAAAUGAGAGUGACCACCUUGCACUGAUCAAAUUCAAAGAAUCAAUAUCUAGUGACCCUUUUGGAGUGUUAUCCACUUGGAACAGCUCAACCCACUUUUGCAACUGGCAUGGAGUCAAAUGUGGCAGCAAACAUCAAAGAGUUCGGGAGCUGACUUUAGAUUCAUAUAAUUUGCAAGGGUCCAUAUCACCGUAUGUUGGCAACCUUUCCUUUCUUAGAGUUUUGAGCCUUCAGCGCAAUAACCUCCAUGGUCAUGUUCCGCAAACAAUAAGCCGUUUGUUUCGACUGCGGGCACUUGCUUUAGCCAUCAACAAUUUAGUUGGUGAGUUCCCCAUUGGCGUGACUAACUGUUCUAAAUUGCAGAGAUUGAAAUUGACCUCCAAUCAUUUUGGAGGCAAAAUACCAAUGGAGAUCGGGUCUCUUAGGAAUCUUGAGAGAUUUGAUCUUGUUUCAAACAAUUUUUUAGGACCAAUCCCAUUGUCAAUGGGAAACCUGUCUUCUCUUGUUCUUCUUACUGUGGCUGAUAAUAAUUUGGAGGGACAUAUACCUGACGAAAUAGGCCAUUUGAAGAACUUGGUGAAUAUUUCACUGGUAAGUAAUAAAAUGUCGGGUAAGAUUCCACACUCACUUUGGAAUUUGUCAUCACUCUCUGGCUUAUCAUUUGCAAUGAACCAGUUUGAGGGUUCUCUUCCUAGCAACUUGUUCUCCAACCUCCCAAAUCUCAAGAUCAUUGAACUGGAUGGCAACCAAUUUUCAGGUCCUAUACCAACAUCCAUCACAACGGCAUUUGGCCUUCAAGAAGUUGAUUUUUCUAUCAACAAUUUUGUUGGACAAGUCCCAAAUCUAGGAAGCCUUCAAAAUCUUUUAGUUAUAGAAUUAGGCCAUUUGCCAAAUUUCAUGGGCAAUUUGUCCACCCAGCUCACCAUGCUAUUAUUUGGUGGAAAUCAGAUUUCUAGAAAAGUUCCUGCAGAGUUAGGGAAUCUUGUUAAUAAGUGA